AUGAAGAGCAACAACAGCCUGACUCCCUCCUAUUUUCAGUUCACUGUGUUUGCAGACUAUGGGCCCCUCAGAUAUCUUUUCUUCAGCCUCUCUCUGUUGAUCUACAUGACUAUAAUCUCUGCUAAUCUUGUCAUUGUUCUGUCAGUCUGCCUGGAGAACUCUCUGCAUCAGCCCAUGUAUAUUUUCAUCUGCUCUCUGUGUUUAAACUCUCUGUACGGCUCGACCGGCUUCUUCCCCAGGUUCCUGAUGGACCUUCUGUCCAAUACUCAUUUCAUCUCAUGUCCGCUCUGUUUCACUCAGAUGUAUGUUAUUACUACUUAUCUAGGACAUGAGGUGUCUCUCCUCACAGUCAUGGCCUAUGACAGGUUUGCUGCUAUUUGCCAGCCUUUACACUAUCACAGUAAAAUGACAUUUAGGACGGUGCUGCUGCUUUUGAUUCUUGUUGUGCUCUAUACUGUAGGUGGUGCUGCCUAUGUUUUAUAUCAGCCCACCACAUUGCCGUUGUGUGGAAACAAACUGAACAGGAUUUAUUGUAAUGACUGGUCUGUAACUGAGCUCUCCUGUGAGGACCUAACUGCUAUACGCAUAACAAGUCAUUUUUAUGCUAUAGCAUUUUUCUUUAUCCACUUGAGCUUUAUUCUGUACACCUACCUGCGCAUUCUGCUUGUCUGCAGGAGAAGUUCAUCUGAAUUCAGAGGAAAGGCCUUACAGACCUGCCUGCCCCACAUUGUGACCUUUGGAAACUUUUGCAUCUCAGUGCUCUGUGAGGUUUUACUGAAUCGAUAUAAUAUUGAUGAAGUAAAUCCAUCUGUAGUUAUUGCUUUAUCUCUGGAGUUUCUGAUCAUCCCUCCCAUCAUUAACCCUCUAGUUUACGGCCUGAACCUGCCUCAGAUCAGAGCAGUGGUGACUGGAUUUCUAAGGGCAGAAAAAAGGCUUCUUUUUACAUAA
This is a messenger RNA of Monopterus albus (swamp eel), 948 nucleotides long. RefSeq names its product olfactory receptor 6K3-like. Gene Ontology annotation, molecular function: G protein-coupled receptor activity; olfactory receptor activity; odorant binding. The coding region runs from base 1 to 948 and encodes 315 amino acids. The record is from RefSeq and is a predicted model, not a curated record. Gene Ontology annotation, cellular component: membrane. The transcript has a single exon. Gene Ontology annotation, biological process: detection of chemical stimulus involved in sensory perception of smell; G protein-coupled receptor signaling pathway. NCBI's taxonomy places the organism in Eukaryota, Metazoa, Chordata, Actinopteri, Synbranchiformes, Synbranchidae.